Saprolegnia parasitica CBS 223.65 is the source of this 938-nucleotide messenger RNA. RefSeq lists its product as hypothetical. Gene Ontology annotation, biological process: proteasome-mediated ubiquitin-dependent protein catabolic process. Lineage: Eukaryota; Oomycota; Saprolegniomycetes; Saprolegniales; Saprolegniaceae. The record is from RefSeq and is a predicted model, not a curated record. Gene Ontology annotation, cellular component: cytosol; nucleoplasm. The transcript has 2 exons. Bases 1 to 891 code for a protein of 296 amino acids. Gene Ontology annotation, molecular function: polyubiquitin modification-dependent protein binding; proteasome binding; ubiquitin binding.
AUGGAGGUCGCCGUGAUCGUCCUGGGACGCCUCCCGCCAACAGCCAUGACAAAGCCAACGCCGUCCAAGAAGAGGGCGCUCAAGCAGACGCACGAUGUCGACGUUCAUGAGAGGUUCGCACUGCGCGUUGCGCUUGGCGACUCGGUACUGCAGCUCAAGGAAGCGAUUGCGAUCGAACUCGCCAAGGCGCUCCAGGUCGACGUGGGCUUUCCGCCCGACGUCCAGAUGCUGACGGCGGCGGGGCGCAUGCUCUCGGACGGCGACUCGAUAGGUGCUGCGCUGCUGGAUGCGCGUGUCGUCGUCUGCGCGCUUGACUUUCCGACGCCGCCGCCGAUCGCUCGCGCCACCAGCCCCAUGGCGCUCAACGACCGUGGCAUCGCACAGCUCGUGGCGAUGGGUUUUCCAGUGGCAAAGGCCAAGCACGCGCUACGUCUUAGCCACAACAGCGUCGAGACUGCGAUCGCGUACUUGACCGAGCACAUAUUGCCGCCGACCCUUGAGGACGACACGGCCACGCGGCUCGCCUCGGUGGCCAUGCACCAGCCGUACUUGCUUCAGCAAGCGAUCCAGGGCUGCUCGCUCGACGCCCUCGCGACGCUAUCGCUCGACAUGAUGCAGGACGCCAUCGACAAGACGCUGGCCGUUGGCAACAACGACGCGGUCGUUCUCACCGACGAGUCGGACGUCGAAGAGUCCAAGGACGCUAGUACAGACGACGGCGAAGCUGUUGCCAUCCGAACCACGAGCUUCGAUUCCAGCGACGCAAAGGAGGCAGUCCUCUUGCGGCUGCAAUCGCUCGGGUUCGGCCGCGACGACGCCCUCGCCGCUUACAUGGCCUGCGAUGAGAACGAGAGCGCCGCCGCCAACUGCCUCCUCGACUCGUUUGCCUAAUUCGUGUCCAAUGCAUCGAUCUCUUCUUCGAGGCCCUCAUACUUCAU